This is a messenger RNA of Helianthus annuus (common sunflower), 513 nucleotides long. RefSeq names its product rho GTPase-activating protein 2-like. The coding region runs from base 1 to 513 and encodes 170 amino acids. The record is from RefSeq and is a predicted model, not a curated record. Gene Ontology annotation, molecular function: GTPase activator activity. NCBI's taxonomy places the organism in Eukaryota, Viridiplantae, Streptophyta, Magnoliopsida, Asterales, Asteraceae. The transcript has 3 exons.
AUGAUGGAGAUGGUUAUGCUAACAAGAGGCGGUGGCGAAAAUGCAGCGGCGAAAGGUGGCGGUGCUACUGAGGAAGAACAAAACCAGCUGUCGUUAGUAGCGUUGUUGGUGGCAGCUCUGAGGAAAUCGAUGGUGGCGUGUCGUGUUGACCAUCUAGACGACCACAACUCAGCUCUACAUCAGAUUGAAUUAGGAUGGCCGACCAGUGUGCAACAUUUGACUCAUGUUACUUUCAAUCGCUUCCAUGGGUUUCUAGGGCUUCCAAUUGAAUUUGAAGUUGAAAUCCCCUUUCGUGUUCCAAAUGCUAGUGUUAGUGUGUUUGGUGUCUCAGCAGAAUCGAUGCAAUGCUCUUAUGAUUGUAGGUCGGGUGUGGUGGCAAGUGGGUGUUGGUGGCAGCCGUUGAAAGUCAAAAAGCAUGCCCAACGUUCAUCUCCCGCAUGCGGUGACUAUCCCCCGCUUUUCAAGUUUGCCGCACGGUAUAAGGGGUCAGCGGCGGCGUUCCCCCAACAAUAA